UUGGGAGUGUCUUUUCCACCAGUUUUGCUCUGCUCCUCAUAAUCCACAGUUUUUGACUUGGCUUUACAUAUCUGCCCAUCUUUCUUGCCUUUUUGGCUUUUUACGAGUGUUAUUCGCAUGCAAUUAUUUGAUUCAAGAAGAAUCUGUGUAGUAAAAGUAAUAGUAACAGUAAUAGCAAGAGCAAGAGUAGUAGGAGUACUGCUUCUGCCAACCGCCUAACCAUGCUUAUUUAUGUAGCUUAAGUCAUGGUAGAGGGUCCCCAGUCGCCAUAAUUUCCAAUAUACAUCUUUAUCCACUAUGAACUCUGCACUUGCAACUCCCUUAUUCAGUUUACUCCGCUGUCAAAAACUACCAAGCUUAUCAAAUAUGGGCUCCCUGCAGUUCUUGAAUCUUCACAUUGGUUGAUUCAAUCGAAUACAAUUCAAUUCAUUCAUCUUCUCACUUUUAUGUUUCAAGGUGCGAAGAGAUCUUGGUGUGAAGGGAAGAAUUAGUUGUUCUGUGUUUUAGUCUUUGCAAAGGAUAGAAAUGGCUACACUCGGCAGAGAUGACCUUACGAGGUCCAUCAGCAGAGGGUCUACGAGUAGAAGGUUGAGCUUGUCAAUCAGCUCAAGAAGUUGGGCUUCAGCCAGUGUUAAGGAAGUAUUUGCCGGGCCUGGUGGAGAUGUAUUCCAGAGAAGUAGGAGGGAAGAUGAUGAAGAAGAGUUGAAGUGGGCCGCAAUUGAGAGACUUCCGACAUAUGAUCGAUUAAGAAAAGGGAUGCUGAAGCAAGUGUUAGAUGAUGGGACAGUCGUUCGAGAGGAGGUUGAUGUUGCCAAUCUUGGUAUGCAAGAUAGGAAGCAACUCAUGGAAAGUAUCCUGAAAGUUGUGGAAGAAGAUAAUGAGAGGUUCCUUCAAAGACUCAGAGACAGGACUGACAGGGUGGGUAUUGACAUCCCCAAAAUUGAAGUACGAUAUGAGCAUUUGUCGAUUGAAGGAGAUGCAUAUGUAGGAUCCAGGGCUCUUCCUACUCUGCCAAAUGCUUCAUUCAAUGUGGUUGAGGGCAUUCUUGAAAAAUUGAGGGUUUUUCCGUCAAAGAAAAGGGUUGUGAAGAUACUUCACGAUGUAAGCGGAGUUGUAAAGCCAUCCAGGAUGACACUACUUCUUGGACCACCAGGCUCUGGGAAAACUACUUUUCUGAAGGCCCUUGCUGGAGCCCUGGACAAGGAUCUUAGGGUCACUGGAAAAAUCACUUAUUGUGGUCAUGAAAUGUCAGAGUUUAUUCCUCAAAGGACUUGUGCCUAUAUUAGCCAGCAUGAUCUGCAUCAUGGAGAGCUGACUGUCAGGGAGACAUUGGACUUUUCGGGGCGAUGCUUAGGUGUUGGAACCAGAUUUGACCUUCUUGCAGAGCUUUCAAGGAGAGAAAAAGAUGCUGGAAUAAAGCCUGACCCUGAGAUAGAUGCGUUCAUGAAAGCCACAGCGGUGGCAGGCCAAGAAUCUAGUCUUGUCACAGAUUAUGUUCUUAAGAUUCUUGGAUUAGAUAUUUGUGCCGAUAUUAUGGUAGGUAAUGAGAUGAGGAGGGGCAUCUCAGGUGGACAGAAAAAGCGGCUUACUACUGGAGAAAUGCUUGUUGGCCCUGCCAAGGUCUUUUUCAUGGAUGAGAUCUCAACAGGUCUUGAUAGUUCCACCACUUAUCAGAUAGUCAAGUUCAUGAGGCAGAUGGUCCAUAUCAUGGAUGUGACAAUGAUAAUUUCACUUCUCCAACCUGCUCCAGAAACUUAUGAUCUCUUUGAUGAUAUCAUUUUGCUUUCGGAGGGACAGAUUGUCUACCAAGGUCCAACUGAGCAUGUUUUAGAGUUCUUUGAGAGUGUUGGUUUUAGGUGCCCAGAAAGGAAAGGGGUCGCCGACUUUUUACAAGAGGUUACAUCUAUGAAGGACCAAGAGCAAUACUGGUUCAGGAAAAACGAACCUUACCAUUACGUUUCUGUUCCUGAAUUUGUAGAGCGCUUCAGUUCUUUCCAUAUUGGACAGAAAAUUUUUGAUGAAAUUGCUAUUCCAUAUGACAAAGCUAAAACUCAUCCUGCUGCAUUAGUCACUGAAAAGUAUGGUAUCUCCAGUAUGGAACUUCUUAAAGCAUGUUUAGCAAGGGAAUGGCUACUGAUGAAACGCAACUCUUUCUUAUACAUAUUUAAGACCACUCAGAUCACUGUCAUGUCAAUCAUUGCUUUUACAGUGUUUUUUAGGACAGAAAUGAAGGUUGGUCAGCUUCAGGAUGGAGGCAAAUUUUAUGGUGCCCUAUUUUUCAGCCUUGUCAAUGUGAUGUUUAAUGGUACAGCAGAGCUUGCUCUGACAAUUUUCAGGCUUCCCGUGUUCUUCAAACAGAGGAAUUCUCUUUUCUUUCCUGCAUGGGCUUUUGCUAUGCCAAUCUGGAUUCUCAGGAUACCGCUUUCACUAAUGGAAUCAUUGAUAUGGAUAGUUCUUACUUAUUAUACUAUAGGCUUUGCUCCUGCUGCUAGUAGGUUCUUCCGCCAAUUGUUGGCCUUUUUUGCUUUGCAUCAGAUGGCUUUGUCACUCUUUCGAUUCAUUGCCGCACUUGGAAGAGUGCAAGUUGUUGCUAACACUCUUGGUACCUUCACAUUGCUUAUGGUUUUUGUUCUUGGUGGUUUUAUCAUUGCUAAAGAUGACAUCAAACCGUGGAUGAUAUGGGGCUACUAUGUAUCUCCUAUGUCGUAUGGACAAAACGCCAUAGUCAUCAAUGAGUUUCUGGAUAAAAGAUGGAGUACCCCAUACCAUGGCACAGAUGUUCUUGAACCCACCGUGGGGAAGGUUCUUCUCAAGUCCAGGGGCAUGUAUACAACAGAGUCUAUGUAUUGGAUAUGUGUUAUUGCACUCUUUGCCUUCUCACUGCUCUUCAAUGUCUGCUUUAUUCUAGCGCUGACUUACUUGAAUCCUUUUGGGGAUUCUAAAUCUAUUAUUGCGGAUGUGAAUGAUAAACAAGAUAAAAAGAAGCACUCCUCUAACUUAAGAAUUCCCACAGAAAGUACCUCAGCAUCUACUGCUCCAGUAUUUGAAGGUAUAGAUAUGGCAGUAAGACCUGCACCGCAGCGGAGCAACUUAAGUGUUGAAGAGAAUGGAAACAAGAAGAGGGGAAUGGUGCUACCAUUCCAGCCCUUGUCACUUGCGUUCAAUCACAUCAACUAUUAUGUUGAUAUGCCAGAUGAAAUGAAAAAGCAAGGAAUUGAAGAUACUCGCCUCCAAUUGUUGCGCGAUGUUAGCGGUGCUUUUCGUCCUGGUGUUUUAACAGCAUUGGUUGGUGUUAGCGGUGCUGGAAAGACCACUCUGAUGGAUGUUUUAGCAGGAAGAAAAACUGGGGGAUACAUUGAAGGAAGUAUAAGCAUUUCUGGUUACCCCAAAAACCAAUCAACUUUUGCUCGCGUCAGCGGCUACUGUGAACAGAAUGACAUACAUUCUCCACAUGUUACUGUCUACGAGUCUGUUGUGUACUCGGCCUGGUUGCGUCUUUCUCCAGAUAUAGAUAAGCAAACAAGGAAGAUGUUUGUUGAUGAAGUCAUGGACUUGAUUGAGUUAAAUUCUCUAGGGAAUACUUUAGUUGGCCUUCCUGGAGUAGAUGGAUUGUCAACUGAACAAAGGAAGAGGCUCACAAUAGCAGUAGAACUCGUGGCUAAUCCAUCAAUAAUAUUUAUGGAUGAGCCCACAUCUGGUCUCGAUGCUAGAGCUGCUGCUAUUGUGAUGCGCACUGUGAGGAACACCGUAGACACGGGGCGAACAGUAGUCUGUACAAUUCACCAACCAAGUAUAGAUAUAUUUGAAGCAUUUGAUGAGCUAUUGCUGAUGAAGAGAGGAGGGCAAGUCAUCUAUGGCGGACCACUUGGCCAACGUUCCCAUCUCAUGAUAGAAUAUUUUGAGUCUGUACCUGGGGUAACCAAGAUUAGAGGAGGAUAUAAUCCUGCUACAUGGAUGCUGGAUAUCAGCACUCCCUCAGUCGAGGCUCAGCUCAAUGUGGACUUCGCUGAAAUUUAUGCUAAUUCUGAUGUUUAUAGGAGAAAUCAAGAACUUAUCAAACAACUCAGCACCCCACCACCUGGGUCCCAGGAUCUUUAUUUCCCUACUAAAUAUUCUCAAUCAUUCUUCAACCAAUGCAAGGCUUGUUUCUGGAAACACCAAUUAUCCUACUGGAGGAAUCCAAAAUACAAUGCUAUAAGAUUUUUCAUGACAACAAUUAUAGGUAUCAUAUUUGGCGUUAUCUUUUGGAGAAAAGGGCACAAGAUGUAUAAACAGCAAGACCUAUUAAACCUAGUCGGAGCUAUGUAUGCUGCUGUUAUGUUUCUCGGUGGAACGAAUACUUCUGCUGUCCAGUCCGUUGUAGCAGUGGAAAGAACGGUAUUCUAUCGUGAAAAAGCAGCAGGAAUGUAUUCAGCACUGCCUUAUGCUUUUGCUCAGGUGGCCACUGAGGUUAUCUAUGUCGCUCUGCAGACUUUUAUUUACAGCCUCCUCCUUUACUCGAUGAUUGGAUUCCACUGGCAAGUUGAUAAGUUCUUAUGGUUUUAUUACUUCGUCUUUAUGUGCUUCGUCUACUUCGGAUUGUACGGGAUGAUGCUUGUGGCACUCACCCCAAAUUACCAGAUAGCUGCCAUCGGCAUGUCCUUCUUCCUCAACUUUUGGAACUUAUUCUCUGGUUUUAUGAUCCCUAGAACGCAAAUUCCUGUAUGGUGGCGGUGGUAUUACUGGGGAUCUCCUGUUGCAUGGACAAUAUAUGGGCUCGUGACAUCUCAAGUUGGUGACAUGACCGAACCUGUUUCAAUACCAGGCUCGGGUGAACUACCAAUGAAGGAGUACUUGAAACAAUAUUUGGGAUACAAACAUGAUUUUCUUGGAGUUGUUGCUGUUGUCCAUCUUGGUUGGGUAGUGCUCUUCUGCUUCGUCUUUGCCUACGCCAUCAAGUUUUUGAACUUCCAGAAAAGAUAAUUGAGAUACCAGGCUUCAUUUAUACUAUUUUUUGUCGUUAGACAGGUUAAUGUACAUAACCGAAGAAGAAAAAGAGAGCUUGUUUGGAAUUCAUUGUAGUCAGUUAUUACACACAUGUCAGAUGUUAGACAAAAAAAAAAAUGUCUUGCAAAUCAGUGAAGAUGCUAUGCUGUGCUUAGAUCUUAUUAUUUUAUUUUGAUAAAUAUCUCUAAUAAUUUCUGCACAC
This is a messenger RNA of Coffea arabica (coffee), 5188 nucleotides long. Its product is annotated as pleiotropic drug resistance protein 2. Gene Ontology annotation, molecular function: ATP binding; ATP hydrolysis activity; ABC-type transporter activity. Gene Ontology annotation, cellular component: membrane. The record is from RefSeq and is a predicted model, not a curated record. NCBI's taxonomy places the organism in Eukaryota, Viridiplantae, Streptophyta, Magnoliopsida, Gentianales, Rubiaceae.